GCAGGUUUUUUAUUUUUAUUAUUAUUAUUUUAUCUUUUUUUGGGAGGAGGAACGGGGGUGCGUAUGACAGGAAGAUGUGGAUAUGGCAAGGAGAGGGGGAUAUGGAGAGGAGGAGGAGGAUGUGGACGAGGAGGACGAGGAGGAGGAGGAGUUGAGAUGGGGGAGGAGAAGAGAUGGACGGAGGGAAAAGAGGAAGGGCAGGAGGAGGACGAGUGGGAGGAGGAGGAGACAUGGACGACGAGGAAGGGUAGGACACGAGGAAGGGAAGGACACGAGGAAGGGAAGGAGACAGGGAGGCAUGGAAGAUGAGGAAGUACGAGGAGGAGGAGGAGGAGACAAGGAGGAUGAGGAAGGGCAGGAGGAGGAGGACGAACAGGAGGAGGAGGAGGAGGAGGAGACGAAAAGGAGAAGGGAGGAGGAGACAUGGAGGAUGAGGAAGGGGAGGAGGAGCAAGAAGUUCGGGGAAACGGACGAGGCCUAUCAGGCCCGGAUGCUGCUUCUGAUUACCGAAGCUAAGCAAACAUCGGAUGCAGUAGCAGCCGCAGCAAAGCAAAAGGCAGAGGACGCCGAGAAGGCACGUCUGUUGGCAAUCGAACAGCAGCGCCAGCACGACGAGGCAGCGGAUUGGCGGACCGAGGCCAAGAAUGGCAAGAUGGAAGAGAGUGGAAACAAGAUCGCUCUACUCCUCUCCCAUCUCACGGACCUCCUGGCAACAUGCAUUACACAGCAGGAGGACAUCCACAGCCUCGACGACGCGUUGGCUCAAGUCCACAGCCGCCUCCGGCAGCUGGAGCAGCGACCCGUUGCCGCCCCCAAUGCCAGUUCUUCCAACACCUCCGAUUGCCUCGAGGCAUUGGAGAUUGACGUCAGCUCCCUCAAGGAUGGCGUGGAGGACGAGGUGCCCACCGACCAGCAGCUUGUCUCACGCCGAGGAGCCCGUGCAACGGUGAUGAAGGAGGAGUUGAUGCAGGCGAGAGAGAGGAUGCGCGCCGUGUCCCGCAUGGGAGCCACUCGUCGAUUGUGGGAGUCUGACAGGAGGAGGCGUUCUGGCGGGGGUCGCGGAGGUGGUCAUUGGGGAGGUCGUGGGCGAGGCGGGCGUGAAGGUCCUGGUGGGAGGAGGACUAUCGCGGGUCGUCGAAUGACGGCGGACGAGCUUGUACGCAAGCCUCGACAGCGAUGGGACGAGGGAGACUUCUUGUAUGAGAGCUCGUUCAGUGACUGUGAGGAUUUCUUCGGGACUGGCGCGCCUGCACAGGACGACGACAACGAUGUCGGCGAUCGCCACCCGGACGUAGACGAUGACGAUGGCGUCAGAGGCGAUGAUCACGGUGAUGGAGGAGAUUGGCCACGACCCUGCUCAACACGCGGAGACCCGUUGUGCAUGGACUGGUUGCCCACAAACUUAGAAAAGAGUGUGGGGCUGAGGGCAAUGGAGGCAUCAAGGCGUCCCAUUGCUUAUGCAAGCCGGAGCUUUGCAGCGGUCCGGUCUGGAUUUGUGAGCCACUUCACCCUGUGCAUUGAGGAAAGUAUGCUCCCACCUCGCAGCGGGCAUGGAGUUCAGUCCGACGUACACCGGGAGGUGGUUGCUAUGCAGCAAUCGGACACACAUGGACCCAAUGCAGACGACACCGUAUUGCGGUCACCUCCUGCAUUGAUGGAGGGGACUGUUGUUGUGUGUCCAGGCGCUGAUCUCCCUGAAGGGGAGGUCUCACACACACCCGCACAUGAGAAGAGCGCCGCAGGCCAUGUCGGUCUCGCAUGCCCCACCGGCAGUCUUCCGGGUACCGGCGAGUUAUCGGCCAUGAACUCGGCACUCGUCUAUCUCCCGGACUUGUUGACUUUGAUAUCUCUUGGUCUACCCCACGUGUCACUGCCCAACCCACAUCAGCCUGUCGCUAUAGAGCGAGGGCCAGACGCGUUUGAUGAGUUUGGAGACGAUGCGAUUACGGUGUGCCCAAAGGCGUCUGCCACGCCCACUGUUUUUCGUGUUGGUAGACCUCACGAGGUAGACCUUGGUAAGGCUGAGACGACGGCACGACACCUCUGUGACAGUCACCGCAGCAUUGCACAACGUAAUUUGUCUGAUUCGUUCCAUGGCGCGGAGGAUGGUGGCUUUGCUGCACUCGGUGCAAUCGAAAGAGCAGCAAGACCUCCACGUCCACUGUCACACUCAGAGCAUCAGCCCAUCAACGCGGCUGUCGGCGCAGUUGUGGGCGUCCCCGCCACAGACAUCACCGACGCGACAAAACAGCCUGUGGUGGCGUCAUCGGCGACAGCAUGGCGUGACAAAGCCACUCUUUUGCCGACAGUGGCAUUCUAUACCAGCGGGACCACUAAGUACGAGGCCCGACAUGGGAGUGCUUUGUCGAUGAAGACAUCUGAUGUGCAGGCUACGAGGGCUGCGAAGGCGAGUAUUUCUCGGGCGAGGAAGAAGGCCUCGACAAGGAAGGCGUUACGUUCAUCGCCGCAUAUGCAUUCCCAUCUUAGGCGAUCCGGCCUUGUGCAUCUCGAGGACGGAGAGAUUGCACCCGACGGCGAUGCAUUGGAUGUUGGAGGGAGGGCUGCAAUGACGGCGGACGGCGUCGGCAAGGAGGGUGCAGGGGAUGCAGUGGUAGAGCAUGCCAACAGGAGAGCAAUGAGAGAGCAAGAACAGAUGGACGCUCAGAUGCUCAUCUUAAGACACAAGGAGGCUCUGCGAACCAUUCGACCGCGCAUCAACAAGAACGAGAUGAUAAAAGCUUUCCGAGAAAAGCAGCAAAUGCAUUUGCAACAUCACCUGACAGACGGCGGCACAGCAGGCCAUGCGACUAGGAUCUACCAUGCACGUGAUGGCACAGGGGGCAUCUCUGUGCCUUCUGCUGCUACUGCUGCUGCUGCUGUCUCGGCUCAUGUGAAGGGCCCAGAAACAUGCACCGGACCAGGCAGUGUGUCACUCUGGCCACAUCAACCACAGUGGCAGCGAGCGGAGGUAUUUGUGACCCGAAAGCCAGAGCGGUCUCAACAGCCACCCCAAAGUGAUCGGCAAGUCCCGAUGCAGAAAGGGAAAGCCUCUCCCACAGGAGAAUCGCCUCAGCCUCACGGUGAGACAUGUGCCGAAUAGAAUACCCUCCAAAUGGACAAUUAUGAUGUCACUGUACCAAGAAUUGGCACUUGCU
This is a messenger RNA of Chara braunii, 3155 nucleotides long. NCBI's taxonomy places the organism in Eukaryota, Viridiplantae, Streptophyta, Charophyceae, Charales, Characeae. The record is from the annotation of a GenBank genome assembly.